This is a messenger RNA of Clarias gariepinus (North African catfish), 5169 nucleotides long. It is a transcript of the gene adamts13, whose product is annotated as ADAM metallopeptidase with thrombospondin type 1 motif, 13. Gene Ontology annotation, cellular component: extracellular matrix. Gene Ontology annotation, biological process: proteolysis; extracellular matrix organization. The record is from RefSeq and is a predicted model, not a curated record. Bases 167 to 4780 code for a protein of 1537 amino acids. The transcript is spliced from 31 exons. Lineage: Eukaryota; Metazoa; Chordata; Actinopteri; Siluriformes; Clariidae. Gene Ontology annotation, molecular function: metalloendopeptidase activity.
CUGACCAGUUUUACUUUAACUCCUCAGACACCCUUGACUAGGGAACUCACAAAAAAACUGAUGGUAGAUCAGCCCAAUGCAUAUCUGUGUCACCUUAUUGAAGUGGACUCUAUCUGACUCUUUACACUCUGAUAAACCUGUCCUUUAUCCUCGAGUUUAAACAAACAUGGCCGCUCUGAUGUCGCUCUUUCUGGCGUCAGUCCUUCUAGAAACGGCUUUGUUAGCGUCUCAGUUUUCCCUGGAGAAGGAUUUUUUAGAGUCACAGACCCCUAAGGAACUUCUUCAUUAUUUUGACCCCAAUUCGACAACUCUGGUGCCUGAAUUUGAGGUUGUGUGGGUAAAUUGCUUCGGCAGACACUGCUCAUUUCAAGUCCAAGGCAAAGACUUUAAACUGAGGUGGAGAAACGAUUCAUCUUUGUCGUGUCCCUCCAACCUGGAGAUCGCCAUCAACACCACACUCAGUGUAAUAAACAGGAGGGAUAAUACAGUUUGCGUGCAGCUUGACGCACUGCAACCAGAACAUGCUAGAUCUUUUCUUUCAAUUUGUGAUGGAAAACUUCAAGGUCUACUCCUCUUGCAGUCAGCAAAGCUAUACAUUCAUCCAUUGCUCCAAAAACAUUUGGAUCACCUAAGAAACUCUGUGGUUACACCUCCAGGUGUGCCACACAUCAUCGUGCCACACCCAUCACCUGUAAGGACACACCUUCAGGAGUCACAGAGUCAUCGUAGGCUUCAGAGAUCCCUUCCAGGAGCAGAGGUCACCCAUUUGGAGCUGCUGGUUGUGGUCGGUCCUGAUGUCCACGAGCUUCACAAGCAGGACACAGAGAGAUACAUCCUCACCAACCUGAACAUUGCGUCCGAACUAUUACGAGACGUGACUCUAGGUGCUAAUAUAAGAGUCCACCUAAUCCGUAUGAUCAUUCUCAAUGAGCUGGAGCCAGAUAUUCAGAUCACUGAUGACAUCACUUCCUCUCUGAGGAGUGUGUGUGAGUGGGGCCAUAAAGUCAACCCUUCCCUUGAGACUGACCCCCUGCAUGCAGACCUGCUCCUGUAUAUCACCAGGUUUGAUUUAGUAUUGCCCAAUGGAAAUAAACAGGUGAGAGGUGUGACCCAGCUGGGCGGGUUAUGUUCUAGCCAGUGGAAUUGUGUAAUCACAGAAGAUACAGGCUUUGACCUCGGCAUCACUAUUGCACACGAGAUUGGCCAUAGUUUUGGAAUAAACCAUGAUGGAGUAGGCACCACGUGCGGCAGCAGCGGGUUUAUAAUGGCGUCUGAUGGCGGGUAUAACAGUGUAGAUCUCACCUGGUCUCAAUGCAGCCGAAACCAGCUCGUUGACUUCUACAGUGCAGGCAAGGCCGAGUGUGUAAAGGAUGUACCGGUGCUGGGAGGAUCACUGCAGGAGUGGAAACCGGGAUUGUAUUUUGGUGUGGAUGAUCAGUGUCGUAUUGCAUUCGGGUCCACAGCAACUGCCUGCUCUUUCGCUAGUACUGACAUGGCCACAUGUCGAUUUCUGUCCUGCCACAUCGUCCCUGGUAAUCGAAGCACCUGUACACGUCUUCUUGUCCCACUGUUGGAUGGCACUGAAUGUGGACUAAAUCAGUGGUGUUUAAAGGGCCGAUGUGUAUCUGCAUCCAAGCUGAGUUCCUCUUUGCUGGUUCAUGGUUCCUGGUCAUCCUGGUCUGAAUACUCGUCCUGUUCACGCACCUGUGGAGGAGGCAUCACAUACCGCAAGAGAGAGUGCAACAAUCCUAGGCCAGUAUUUGGAGGGAGAGACUGUGAGGGAGAGGGAACAGAGGCUGAACUUUGUAAUCGUCAGGCAUGUGAAAGUAACCAGCAUGAGUUCAUGGCCCAGCAGUGCUCGGAUACAGACCAUCAACCCCUCAUGCUUUCUGCUUACUCAACCACUGCGCACUCAUGGAUACCUGCAGUUGGUUUCAUUUCAGGUGACGCUCAGUGUAAGCUGAUGUGUCGCUCUAGUGAGCAGGACUUCAUGGUGAGUCGUGGGGAUCAGUUUAUCGACGGGACGAGGUGUGAACUCGAUGGCCCUGUCACUGCUGGCUCUGUAACUGCUUGCCUAAACGGGAAGUGCAGGGUGUUUGGAUGUGAUGGUGUGUUGCACUCAGGGAAGGUUCAGGAUGUUUGCGGGGUGUGUGAUGGAAAAGGCAACACCUGCCAUCUUAUUACUGGCUCCUACAUAGGUGGAGAGGCCAAAGAGUAUGUCACAUUCCUCAUUCUGCCAGUGAACGCCUCUCAGGUUCACCUUAGUAACUGGAACCCAGUUUUCACCCAUAUGGCCGUGCUGGUGAAUGAUGAAUAUAUAGUAGCUGGAGCUGGGGAUAUAGCAUUAAACACUACCCACCCGUCACCCUUAGAGGAGAACCACAUGAUCUAUAAUCUCUACCUCACCCCUGACCUCCUACCUCACACAGAGGAGCUCCUUCUGUCUGGACCAAUCUCAGACAAGAUUCACAUACAGGUAUAUCGGAAAUAUGGAAGGGAGUAUGGAGACAUCACGAGCCCAAACAUCACCUAUCGGUACUACAUGCCUGACGCUGAACCAGUGGGGAAGAUAAGUGAGGGUCGAUGGACCACCGUGGUUUCGUCUUGUUCUGUAACCUGUGGCUCAGGGAUUCAGAGGGUUAGUCAGGAGUGUGUUGACCUGAACACUCAGGAACACCUAGAAGAGCAACUUUGCAGCCCAGUUACCCCAAAACCAGUUACCCUGCAGCCAUGUCACCUACCUGACUGUCCACCCAGUUGGGUUGUGGGUGAAUUUGGUCCUUGCAGCGCCCCCUGUGGAGUUGGAGAGUGGGUUCGUUCUGUGUCCUGUGUGCAGAAACGGGGUAUGAAAAAAGUAGCAUUGCCAGAUUCUGCAUGCUCGGAGAUAACCAAACCCGCAGCAAGAGAAAUCUGCAACACUCAGCUCUGCCCUGCCCGAUGGCAGGUCUCAGAGCCUGGUGAGUGUUCAGCUGUGUGUGGCCCAGGUGAGGCUCACAGAUCAGUGUCCUGCAUCCGCUCCCACCGUGGUGCUGAGAUGAGGAUAGACGAAAGCUUCUGUUUGCACCCCAAACCUUCUGAGCAUGUUCCGUGUGUGGUGAACGUGUGCCCUAUCGGCUGGGAAACACACGAGAAGGAUCAGCAAGACCACAAAGAGUCACCUUCUGUAAUAUUCCGGUCCAAAAUAAUCCCAGUAUUUGUGUGGAGCCCUGUGAUUGGGCAUUGUACAAAGACUUGUGGAAAUGGUACUCAGCACAUAUGGUUCUCCUGUGUCAAUCAUCAUUCACGACUAGAUGUCCCAGAGUAUCUUUGUGAUCGCUUGAGUAAGCCUGAACCGUAUACGAAGCUGUGUGUCCAGUCACCCUGCCCUGCCAUGUGGCGCUACAUACAGGGAGAGUGCAGUGUGUCAUGCGGAGGUGGUGUAGCGAGACGGUUGCUGUACUGCUCCCAGAUGACUGCAGAGAGAGAUGAGGGCAUGGAAGUAGUUCUAUCAGAUGCAGCCUGUCCCCCUGCCUCCAGACCUCUAGAUGUUGUCCAGUGUAACACCGAGCCCUGUCCAGCAAGGUGGCAGGUGGGUGAACAGGGACCAUGUUCAGUUUCCUGCAACAUGGGUGUAGCGUUAAGGAGGGUCUCGUGUGUCCAGUUCGAUGGAAAAUUGGAAAGAGAAGUCGAGGAUAAGCUAUGUGAAGAAGGCAAGAGGCCUCCUCUCACAGUACCCUGCUUCUCCCAGGCCUGCUCCUUCCACUGGCAUGUACAGGAGUGGAGUGAGUGUUCAGUCUCUUGUAGCUAUGGGAUCCAGUCUCGGACCGUUUCAUGCCUUGGGCCAUCCAGCCCUCUACCCAUCACACCCAUCCUCUGUGUCCACCUUCCCAAACCCAUCACUAUACAGGCCUGCUACAGUUCCAACUGCUCCACCCCAGGGACAAGCACUGCUCCUACAGAGGAACCCUUGAGCAAAUGGAGUACAUUGAAACUCUUAGAUGAGGAAAAAAGUAACAUGUCUGCCCCUACUGGAGAGAUAGAGAAGUUCGCAGAAGUUCAACCUACAGUACCAGUGUUGAGAAGCACCACAACAUUGUCAACACAGCCUCCACAGAGCAGUCUGUGUGGGCAGCUCUUUCUUCAGGACACGGGAAUCAUCGACCUACGGAAUGUCAGCAAGAGGCGGUGUUUCAUCUCUAUCGGUCGUCCUCUUGAUGAAGUUAUCCAAAUCAAAAUCGAGUCCAGCUCUCUGAAUUGUAGACAGAAGGAAAAUCUUGCCCUUUAUGAGAGAAAGUCUCUGAAGCAAAUAUGUGAAAGGUUGGCUGGAAAGAUACUGACAUCACGCUCGAAUGUUCUGUUGGUGCGUCAAAGCCGUGUCACACCUGGAAAUGGAGUACUGCUCUCCUAUCAAAGUAAGAAGAAUAUAAAGACAAGCCAUCACGAAGAUUGUGAUGUUCAGUUGUUCUCUCCAUCUGGUUUGAUUGAGAACCCGGUUAGGACAUCAUCAUCCUCAUCCUCCAGCAUGCAGACUUGUCGGGUGUUUAUCAAUGCCCCGCCUGAACUAAAGAUACAGAUCAGGGUGCUGUCUUUAAUCAAUACAACAUCUUCAGACUCAGCAUAUGUACUGAUCCGAGAUGUAGAUGCUGUAAAAACUGCAGUUUUUAAAGGCACACAGCUUUUCCACUGGACUUCUACAGGAAGCAGGGCAGAGGUGGAAUUCCAUGGGGAAUACCAGCAAAUGAAGGGAACAUUUAAAGCAGAGUAUUCAUAUAUUAAGCCUGAGGAGGCUAAACUGACCUAACCCUUUAUUAACGUAUCUAGGAAAGUGUCUAUGAUAAUGUCAGCAAUUUUUUUACUAAGGAUUUUAAUACAACAUUUGACUGUUUUGCUCUAACACAACAUGUAAACUUUACAAUACAUUAGUAUUACUGUUGAUGUCUUUUCUAAAGGUUCACUUAGUGCUGUUGAAUUGAUAAUCUGAGAUUAUUUAAUUGUGAUUUUAAACAUGUCAUUUCAUACUGUAGUUUAAACCUAUUAACCCUGUAAUGUUUGCUAGUUAAAAUGUCUCAUUAACUAGACCUGCUGUAAACUGCAUUCAUGACAGAAAAGGUUGAUCAAUUACAAUUGGUGCCUAAGAUUAAUUUUGACUCGUUUGAUGAAGAGACGCUCAGUCUUAAUGUCCAUUAUUAA